AUGGCGGAGUAUGAGGCAUUGGUAAUGGGAUUACAAGCAGCAAUUGAGAGGAAGGCUGACGCGAUAAAUGUUUACGGAGAUUCGGCUUUAGUGAUAUGUCAAAUGAGAGGCGAAUGGGAAACUAGAGAUUCUAAACUAGUUCCAUAUAAAAAGCUGGUUACAGAAUUAAGCAAACAAUUCAAAGAAAUCAGCUUCAACCAUUUGCCUCGAGAAGAGAAUCAAAUUGCUGAUGCUUUGGCCACCCUCGCAGCGAUGUUCAAAAUAAAAGAGGUGGCUAAUGUACGUCCUUUUGAUUUAGAAGUCCGUGAAGUCUCCGCACACUGCUUGAAUGUUGAAGAAGAGGUUGAUGGAAGGAGGUCUCUUUUCUGGUGUGGAUUAAAUCCGUUUUUGUAUUCCGUUUGUAAGCGUGAGUCGAAGUUUGGUUAUGUUGCUGACAAGCAAGUUCGGCCGUGUGUUCUGGUCUAUUAA
Theobroma cacao (cacao) is the source of this 468-nucleotide messenger RNA. NCBI's taxonomy places the organism in Eukaryota, Viridiplantae, Streptophyta, Magnoliopsida, Malvales, Malvaceae. The record is from RefSeq and is a predicted model, not a curated record.